Molecule: messenger RNA, 918 nt
Organism: Vigna unguiculata (cowpea)
Lineage: Eukaryota; Viridiplantae; Streptophyta; Magnoliopsida; Fabales; Fabaceae
Product: knotted 1-binding protein
Source: RefSeq, a predicted model, not a curated record
CUCAAUCAAUCAUCUAUCAUCUAUCUUAGUACAUUGUUUCUUUCGUUUCUAAUUUUUAAUGUCUUCGAUUCUGCUUUCGCUUCAGGUUGUGGACAUUAACAUCAUAUAUGGUUUAAUUUGUACCUUUAGACGUCAAUGUCAACUCUAAGCACAGAAAGCGGAGGAUCGAGGAAACGAAUGAAACUGGAGGUGGAAGAAAAGGUGGGAGAUGAAGUGGAAUCAAAGACCGUAGAAGAAGAAGAAUUUGAGGCGAACAUUGUUGGGUCCGAAGAAAUGGAACUCAAUAUCUCUCUUAUUCUUGAGAAGAUUGAGAAUUAUACUCAAAGGGUAUCUGAGCUCCUAGAAUCAGGGAAAACAAUGCUAAGGGCGCUAACCGAUGAAUUUGAAGAGAAAAUUGUUAUGAUACACAAGCAUCAAGUCGAAAAAUGGCAGGAAGAAAUCAGAGAAUUGCGUGCACUUGAUGCUUCAAAUGAGGAAGCCAAUGCUCUUCUGCAUAAUGCUCGAUAUCUUCUUCAGCCCAUUCGUGAUAAUUAGUUUUCAUAGGUUUGCGGAUUGAGGGAAAAUUCAUGAGAUCUAUAAUGUCUUACCAUUUACCUGGAUCCCAUUUGUCCAUUGAUGGAUGUUGUCUCUAUAUGGAUAUACAUAGAAAAUGUAUAGAUGGUUAAAUAAAAAGGGAAAAAAACUCAACAUUACCAAUUUAGUGUUGCUUUGCUUGGCAGCAAGUGAAGGAUAAAACUGUAAAGUUUAUAGAUAUAGUACACUGUGCAGGAAGUUAACUUUUGUAGCUUGAUUUGUAUUCUGCUAUAUACUUAUUGGCUAACAAUAGGUUGAGAUUAGCGUACAAAUAUAUGAACAUUGCAUUGAAGAGAACAAUUAGCCAUCAGUGGGAAUAAUGAUAGAAUAUGCAUGUUAUUUCAA